AUGGUUAGGGCUGACGCAUCCGUCAACAUCAAGGUGCUUCUAAAUGCAACGGCAGCACACUUUGGCUUCAGGCCUACAUACCGGAGGGUGUGGAUGGCGAAGCAGAAGGCGGUAGCAAUCAUCUACGGGGACUGGGAUGAGUCGUACAACGAGCUCCCUCGGUGGGUCUUAGGAGUUCAGUUGACUAUGCCUGGCACUGUAGCAGUCCUCAGGACCUGCACUGUUCGAGUUGGUGGACAGGUGGAUGAUUCUCAGGCUUAUUUUCAUAGGAUGUUCUGGACUUUUCCCCCUUGUAUCGAAGCAUUUCGUCAUUGCAAGCCGUUGGUGAGUAUUGACGGCACCCAUCUAUAUGGCAAGUAUGGGGGAACGUUGCUUGUGGCGAUUGCACAGGACGGGAAUUCCAACAUACUCCCUGUGGCAUUCGCACUAGUUGAGGGUGAGAAUGUUGAGUCAUGGUCCUUCUUUCUCUCCUACCUCCGUCAGCACGUGACACCUCAGCCAGGUCUGUUAGUUAUUUCAGAUAGGCAUAACGGCAUCAAGGCAGCACUUGAUGCACCUGAUGAGGGAUGGCUACCUCCGUCUGCAUACAGGGCAUUCUGCAUUCGACACGUUGCAGCGAAUUUUGCCCUCACCUUCAAGGGCAAAGAUGCCCGGAGGCUUCUUGUGAACGCCGCAUAUGCGAAGACCGAGGUGGAGUUUGACUACUGGUUCGACAUCCUGCGCUCUGAGAAUCCGGCAAUGUGUGACUGGGUGAACCGAAUUGAGUACUCGUUGUGGACACAGUACUGUGAUGAGGGUCGGAGAUUCGGACACAUGACGACCAAUAUAUCAGAGUGUGUCAAUUCAAUCCUUAAGGGGGUAAGGAACCUCCCCGUGUGCUCGCUAGUGAAGGCCACAUACGGAAGGCUGGCUGAGCUAUUUGUCCGUAAGGGGAGGGAGGCCGAGGCUCAGAUGGGUACCAGACAACAAUUCAGUCAAUACCUAGUAAAGUGUAUCGAGGCCAAUCUGAAGACAGCCAGGUGCUUCACGGUGACUGUUUAUGAUAGGGAUAACUCGGAGUACACCGUGGCAGAGACGACGCCAACAGGUUCAUUCUCACUUGGUACGUACAGGGUCUCACUGGGGUCUUAG
This is a messenger RNA of Arachis duranensis, 1131 nucleotides long. RefSeq lists its product as uncharacterized. Lineage: Eukaryota; Viridiplantae; Streptophyta; Magnoliopsida; Fabales; Fabaceae. The transcript has a single exon. The record is from RefSeq and is a predicted model, not a curated record. The coding region runs from base 1 to 1131 and encodes 376 amino acids.